UCGCCGAUGUGCUGGGAGCUUCGCCAUUAGCAAACUUGGUCUGAGAAAACCGAAAAACGAAUAACUUUUUGGCGCGUCGUUGUUGCUUUUCGUUCUGGGUCUUUCAGCUCUGCUUGUAUUAAGCUUCAUACUAGCGGCCGAAGCCUUGUUAGGCUCAGACUUGUCAGCGCAGUUUGAAUAGAUGGAUGAAUUGUUAAAGAACAAGAUUUUUGCAACGCAUGCUCUUGCUGGUGUGGGAUCAGUGACAUUAGGCACAGCUCUUACUUACCCUUUAGAUACUGUUAAAGUCAUUAUUCAGGUUGGUUCAGGUUCAAGUAAACAGUUGACAACGACUGAGGUGUUCAACAGAGUUCGGUCGUUUUCAGGAAAUUCAGGCUUGUACAGUGGUUUUUGGUGGUUGGCAGUGGGAAGAACUUUAGGUGUUGGAGCUCGCUUUGGAACCUAUGAAAUUUUGACGGCUUUUUAUAAAGAUGGUCGAGAAGAUAACCAUGUACAUGCCUCUGAGGCCCUCUUAGCAGGACUUAUUGCUGGUCUUGUAGAAUCACUAAUAACUUCUCCAUUCGAACUUAUUAAAGUUCGUGCCCAGAUCACUUCUGCUUCUCGCAUUCCAAAGUCGGCCUCGUUCACAGAGAAGGUAGCUGUUGCACCUUUGAUACAGAGAUUACUACAUGGAUAUAUGCCGGACCCAAAGGCAUUAAACUAUUCUGUCGGUCUUCUAUCCACCCUAACAACCAAACAUCCCAAUAUGAUGAGUGCCUUACAAGACUAUCCAUGGAUGAUGACUGGAUCUGGGAGGCCACCAUCAGUGUUCAAUGUUAGGAAACCAUCUCAAAUCAUCUCUUUGGAAGGAUGGGGCUCAUUAUGGAGAGGUCUACGGUCAGGAGUUGUUCGGGACUCAGUUUUCAGUGGCUUAUUCUUUGCUACUUGGCAAUCCCUGCACCGAGCAAUGCUUGACUGGAAGGCAGUGGGGAUGAAUCCAGAACCCAGGACGGAUGAUGAAAUUGGUCCACUGUCACCUUUCGCUGUUAGUGUUGCGGCUGGAGUUUCUGGUUCAGUUGCCGCAGCUGCUUCUCAUUGUUUCGACACUGCCAAGUGUCGAUCCCAAUGUGUUGUUUUGCCCAAGUUUCUCUCCAUGGAGAGGAAACUUCUGAAAUGGAGAACACCAGGGAAGAGGUUCAAGAGAGCUACAGGGAUCCACCCCGCCGACAGGAAUCUCCUCUUCCGGGGCAUUGGUUUGCGGAUGGCUCGCAGUGGGAUUGCAUCAUUCGUAAUGGUGGGAAGCUAUUUCCUAGCUGUGGAUCGUCUUGCUUGAAGAUAAAACUUCAUUGUUUCUUCAAUAGUCUCUGAUUCAGAGCAGGACUUGCUUAGUUGUAUAAGUUCACUUCUUUCUUCAACUCUAUAAAUCAAAACUGGACACAUCCGGAUAAAGCAAAUGGCAUUUGAUGAUAUAC
Rosa rugosa (rugosa rose) is the source of this 1451-nucleotide messenger RNA. RefSeq lists its product as uncharacterized. The record is from RefSeq and is a predicted model, not a curated record. Gene Ontology annotation, molecular function: transmembrane transporter activity. Bases 182 to 1312 code for a protein of 376 amino acids. The transcript is spliced from 7 exons. NCBI's taxonomy places the organism in Eukaryota, Viridiplantae, Streptophyta, Magnoliopsida, Rosales, Rosaceae. Gene Ontology annotation, biological process: transport.